GAUUAAACGUAAAACGUCUUCACCUUACGGCCUACUGUGGAGCCGAGCGGGUUUCUUGACGCACGCAUGCAUCAAGACCACCCACCACCACCCCCGUGAACUUUGUAUCACCGCAUUCUCUCGCUUUCCCACUGUUUAAAAGUUGGGAGUGUCGCCUUAUAAGCCGGAUAAAACUUCAGAUUUCUAAGAGGCACGUGGUGACCAAUAAGGUCUGAAGUUGUCUGUGGUAAGGUAGGGCACUGAUAAGGGGUUGACAGGCUGCCAUGGCGGCGUCGCUGGGCUCCUCCGCGCUGGACGCCCUCUCCUCGACCCUGAUCUCGCCGUCGCUCUCCACCUGCCUCGUCUUCCUCGCCACCUUCCUGCUGCUGCUCGAGUGGCGCAAGGUCCAGCGGCCACGCGGCUUCCCGCCCGGCCCCACGGCGCUGCCCCUGCUGGGCAACCUGGGCUCCCUGCCCACGCAGGAGCCCGGCAUGGCCCUCUACAAGUUGUCAAAAGAGUACGGGGAAGUCUUCAGCAUCUACCUGGGCCACACUCCUUGGGUGGUGCUCAACGGGUACGAAGCUGUAUGGGACGCACUGGUGCAGCACGCUAAGGAGUUUUCAGACCGUCCGGUGAUCCCCGUCAUUUCUAAAGUCACCCAGCGACUGGGGAUAUUAACGGCUCCGUACGACCACAGCUGGAAGCAGCAGCGGCGUUUCGCCGUCUCUACGCUGCGCAACGGCAAUACGUUUCUGAAGGAGAAGAUCAGCGAGGAAGUGGCAUUCCUCCUCCAGACAUUCCGGGAGUCCGGUAGGGUGGUGGAUCCUACCUUCACCAUUCAAAAUGCCGUGUCCAACAUCGUCUGCUCCAUUGUCUUUGGACACCGCUUCGACUACGACGACUCGCGCUUCCGCCACUUGCUGCACCUGUUGGCUGAGAACCUGCGGCUGUUCAGUGGCUGGAUUGGACAGCUCUGCAUGGUGAUGCCGUGGUUAGAAAACUGCCCGGGCCCUCACCAGCGAAUCUUCCGUAACGCGGACGCGUUGAGGGACUUUUAUGACGAGAGCAUCCAAGUUCACCGGCAGACACGGGUGGAAGGGCAGCCCCGGGACCUCAUCGACGCCUACCUGGAUGAGAUGGAGCAGGAGAGCCAAGACCAGAGCGCCUCGUCCUUCUCAGACGGAAACCUGAUCAACGUGGUAUCGGACCUCUUCGUCGCCGGCACUGAGACCACUGCCACCACCCUGCGCUGGGCCCUGCUCUACAUGAUGGCUUACCCCAGCAUCCAGGACCGUUGCCAGCGGGAGAUUGAUGACGUGAUUGGAAGUUCCCGUGCACCAGCCAUGUCUGACACGGCCUCCAUGCCGUACACCGUGGCCGUGAUUCACGAGGUCCAGAGGAUGGCCAACGUGCUCCCAACGGGGUUCAUGCACGCCACGGCCAGCGACGUCAUAUUCCGCGGAUACCGCAUUCCCAAGGGCACGAUCGUGAUACCGAACCUGACGUCAGUUCUUUACGAUGAGAACCACUGGAAAACUCCGCUCGAGUUCAACCCGGGGCACUUCCUCAACGACGCUGGCCAGUUUGUCAAGCCCGACGCCUUCCUACCCUUCUCUGCUGGGCCCCGCGUGUGUCUGGGAGAGAAUUUGGCCAAGAUGGAGAUCUUCCUCUUCUUCACAUCGCUGAUGCGGCGUUUCCAGUUCUACUGGCCUGACCCGGAGUCCCAGCCCUGCCUGGCUGCCGCUAUCGGAGCCUCGCGCUCCCCGCAGUCCUACCAGUUGGGCAUUCGGCAGCGUCCCGACAAGUGAGCCGCCCUGGCGUGCGGUGGCCACAGGGAGAACGGAGCCUCCACGCUGUCAUCAACGACAGCGACGACCCAAAACAGUCGUGGGCGUGAUUGUGUAGAAUGUGAUCAAUUAAAUAAGCACCUCCUUCACAUUUGUCCCUCUACUUUGAAAAUAUAAAAUAUUUUUACAAGCCACUCCGGGCUUGGCAAUCGAAGAACCGCGGGGAGUGUUCGUAACUCGGAUGGUGGCGCCACGGUGGCUAUGAGAUGUUCACUACCUCGCCUGGUAUACAGGAGGUCGUGGGUUCGAUCACGACCCUGACGCCUGUUGUAUAAUUGGAGUUUGCGGAGUCUCUUUCUCAUCAUCAUCACGGUGGCUAUGAGAUGUUAACUACCUCGCCUGGUAUACAGGAAGUCGUGGGUUCGAUCACGACCCUGACGCCUGCUGUUUAAUUAGAGUUUCCGUGUCUCUCCCUGUGGUCGAGUGGAGUUUUUUCCGUAUCCUCCGGUUUUCCCCUCCACAUUUAGAAUCGACAUCACGCAUUUAGAGUAUAUUUGGCUGCUACAAAUUGCCACAUGACAAGCCACUUCGUUGAUUUAUCACUUGUGGCCAGGACGCUUCCGAAAACGAGCUACACAGCUCAGUGGGCCUUACCUGGCAAAAUAAAAAGUUUAGUUUUUACAUUCUCGCCACCCACGUGACAUCAGCGAUGGCGAUGAGGUCACUGGGACGAUAUCAAGCGCCUACAGCUCACCAACCCCAAGAAUCAGAUUCAUCAUAUGUAUUUAUACUGGAGAAAUCCGAUGAGCUAUGAAGCUCUAUUUGAAGGGGAAAGGCAGGAAAGGGUUCACCUCUUCAAUGAAAACGCACGAAACUGUUAAACACGUGUCAGGUAACUCGCCAAUAAAUUAAUGCGAUCUGCGUUCAUAGAGGCGGUUCAAGUGAAGAUUGUGAUCAGCGUGUGCGCGUGCCCGCGUGUUCCUCGUGUGCCCGUAAUCAACCCACACGUGGCUCUAUCCAAGGGGCACAGCGUAGCACGUGCUACUAUCACAGUAGUAGCACGUGCUACUAUCGCAGUAGUAGCAACGAAUAAUGAAUGUCUCCCGUGCUGUGUCGAUAUAUAUACACGACUGGACAUCUGUGCAUCAAGAGCUUCACAGCUCAUCGGAUUCCUGCAGAAUAAAGAUUCAGAUUUUGAGAACUGGCUCUUGGUCUGCUACAGGUCGGGCACCCCUGCCCCCCAGCUACGACCAGCCCUACCCGUAUCACUACCCCUAUCACUACCCCUAG
Messenger RNA from Lethenteron reissneri (Far Eastern brook lamprey), 3056 nucleotides. RefSeq names its product cytochrome P450 2F2-like. Gene Ontology annotation, cellular component: cytoplasm; intracellular membrane-bounded organelle. Gene Ontology annotation, molecular function: heme binding; iron ion binding; oxidoreductase activity, acting on paired donors, with incorporation or reduction of molecular oxygen, reduced flavin or flavoprotein as one donor, and incorporation of one atom of oxygen. Gene Ontology annotation, biological process: xenobiotic metabolic process. The record is from RefSeq and is a predicted model, not a curated record. Lineage: Eukaryota; Metazoa; Chordata; Hyperoartia; Petromyzontiformes; Petromyzontidae.